Messenger RNA from Nestor notabilis (Kea), 1476 nucleotides. RefSeq names its product target of EGR1, member 1 (nuclear) (gene TOE1). Gene Ontology annotation, molecular function: snRNA binding; 3'-5'-RNA exonuclease activity. The record is from RefSeq and is a predicted model, not a curated record. Gene Ontology annotation, cellular component: Cajal body; cytoplasm. NCBI's taxonomy places the organism in Eukaryota, Metazoa, Chordata, Aves, Psittaciformes, Psittacidae. The annotation marks the transcript as partial. Gene Ontology annotation, biological process: snRNA 3'-end processing. The transcript is spliced from 5 exons.
CUCCUGCCGCCCAGGUGCAUCGAGGAGCGGUACAAGGCGGUGUGCAGCGCGGCCAGGACGCGCUCCGUCCUGUCCCUCGGCGUCGCGUGUUUCAAGCAGCUCCCGGAGAAGUCCGAGAACACGUACCUGUGCCAGAUCUACAACCUGACGCUGCUCUGCACGGAGGAUUACAUCGUGGAACCGCAGUCGGUGCAGUUCCUGGUGCAGCACGGCUUCGACUUCAACAAGCAGUAUUCCCAGGGGAUCCCUUACCACAAGGGAAAUGACAAGGGCAAUGAGAACCAGAGCCAGAGCGUUCGGACUUUUUUCCUGGAGCUCAUACGAGCAAAGAAGCCUCUCAUUCUCCAUAAUGGCCUGAUCGAUCUGGUGUUCCUGUACCAGUGCUUCUAUGCUCACCUCCCGGACAGCCUCGGCACCUUCACCACUGACCUCUCAGAAAUGUUUCCAGCAGGACUAUAUGACACUAAAUACGCUUCGGAGUUUGAGACUCGCUUUGUAGCAUCCUACUUGGAGUAUGCUUACAAGAAGUGCAAGCGAGAGAACUGUAAACUGAAGGACUCCAGCGGUCAGCACCUCACCAUUGAGUUCUGCAACUACCCUGCCAACAUGUCCAUUUACAUUGACUAUCGCUACUGCUCUCUGGAAGAAGAAAACCACAAUGUGGGAGGGGGAGAUAAGGUGCCUGCCUAUGGCUGGUGCCCAAAAGGGGUGAAGUGUCCACAUUCUCAUAACAUAGACCUCAUAAUCGAUGAGGACGACAAGCUUUGCGAGAAGAAGCAGAAGAAACGGAAGCAGAAAUGGAGGCGUCGGAAGAACAUAGAAGAGCCUGCAAAGGAACAGGAAAGCUCAGGGAAAGAAGUGGAGCUAGUUCAGAAUGGGGAGGAGGGACCACCACAAAAACGGGGCUGCUAUGAGCCUGCAGCUGCCACAGUGCUGGCAGAGAUCACACCCAACUGUGAGGGCAGGCCACUGGAGGAGAACAUGGACAUGGAAGCAGAGGUCAGCUCAGAUACCAGUGCACAAUGGAAAGAGGAUCUGGGGAGCACAGAAGGAACUACUGCCCAGGCAGCAGCUGUUGUGAGCCCUUCUGCCAGGGGAAAUGCCUCUGACAGUGACCAAGCAGAGGGGAAGUCAGAUGUUCCCACUGGGAUUGGCUCAGUCAAUCACUCUGACCUCCCACAGACUGAAGCAGUGUGUGCUGCAGAAAAGGAAAAGGAAACCCAUGGUCUGCCUUCACAGGGGGGCACACACCGAGCUGGCUUCGAUGCGUUCAUGACUGGCUAUAUCAUGGCUUAUGUCUGGAUGCUCAAGAAAGGAAAAAACACAGAUGCUGAUGCAGAGUCCUGGUUGCCAGACUGCCAUAAUAAACUGUACCUCAGUGGGAAAUCGGUGCCUCUUCAAAUAGUGAAGAGCUCGUUUUCCAAAUCUUCCAAAGCUCACAGCCAGAAGAUGAAGUUGGCCUGGAGCAGUGGAUAG